ACCAACUCUCGCGAUAGCUGCCUUGGCUGAGAUCUCGGGAGCGGAGCAGAGGAAGUUGACAUGUCAACAAAGAUGAUGAAUUAUCAGCGCACAGGCAUGUAAAGGGUGUGCUGGUGCGGAAUGGCCUGACGGGGAACUUCACCUGGACCUAAACCUUCUCCUGCUUCACAUUCACCUUCCGUCUCCAUGACGACCCCUCCGCUAGUAUCACCUUUUGGCGCGCAGCCGCCGCCGCAGCAGCAACAAGCACAAGCAGCGCGUGAUGUCAACACGGCCUCGCUGUGUCGCAUUGGCCAGGAGACGGUCCAGGACAUUGUCCUCAGGACGAUGGAGAUCUUCCAGCUCCUCAGGAACAUGCAGCUGCCUAAUGGAGUCACGUACCACCCGAAUACCCACCAGGACAGGCUGGGGAAACUCCAGGAGCACCUACGCAUGCUCUCCGUGCUGUUCCGGAAGCUGCGUCUAGUCUACGACAAAUGCAAUGAGAACUGCGCCGGACUGGACUCGAUACCACCCGAGCAACUUAUACCCUUUGUGGAAGAUGACAGCUCCAAACACGAGGACCGCUCAGCUGGCCAGAGCCGCCCCGCCACCGAGGAGAGGAGAGAAAUCCUGGAGGUCAACAAGAAGCUGAAGCAGAAGAAUCAGCAGCUAAAGCAGAUCAUGGACCAACUCCGCAACCUCAUCUGGGAGAUCAACGCCAUGCUGGCUGUCAGGAGCUGAGACUCACACACACAAUCACACACAAUCACAAUCACACACUCACAAUCACACACGGUUGAAAACUGGACGAGUGACAGGGUAAAGCGGAGAUGGGCUGAGGCUGCACUUUACAGAGGAAAUGAAGAUAUCGGCCUGUUUGCUGAAGAAAAGGACAUGAAACAAUAAAGUGUAAAAGAAGAGGAGACACAUGAAGACGACCCCCCCGGGUCACGUUAGCGACGGCAGAAAAUGUUCUGUCUACCUCGAUAUCGUACAUUCAAAUCGGCAUUAUGAAAUAAUCUGAAGUUCUGCUAUAUUGUGUUUUCUCUACUUGUAGGUACUAGCAGCUGAAUAGAGACAUAUUGGUAUUAUUUAAUCCUCACGUGCUGUAACACUUCAUAGCAUUAGAUUUAUCUGAAGUUCUACGUUUUUGAAAAGUUUCUAAACAAUUUUAAGAAAGAGGUUUGUUGUGGCAAAAAAGUUUUAUUCUAAUUUUAUUGAUCAGAUGAUUUUUGUUUUGAUGUGAAACGAUUGUCUCUCUGAUUGAAUUGGACAUGUUUGAAUUAUAAUGCAGUUUAAAGGAUUCUGCUGAACAACA
Molecule: messenger RNA, 1300 nt
Organism: Hippoglossus stenolepis (Pacific halibut)
Lineage: Eukaryota; Metazoa; Chordata; Actinopteri; Pleuronectiformes; Pleuronectidae
Gene: med30
Product: mediator complex subunit 30
Exons: 5
Coding region: 187-723 (178 amino acids)
Biological process (GO): positive regulation of DNA-templated transcription
Cellular component (GO): mediator complex
Molecular function (GO): transcription coregulator activity
Source: RefSeq, a predicted model, not a curated record